Messenger RNA from Lithohypha guttulata, 585 nucleotides. RefSeq lists its product as uncharacterized. Lineage: Eukaryota; Fungi; Ascomycota; Eurotiomycetes; Chaetothyriales; Trichomeriaceae. The transcript is spliced from 2 exons. Bases 1 to 585 code for a protein of 194 amino acids. The record is from RefSeq and is a predicted model, not a curated record.
AUGAACAGACUGCAGAAGGAUAUCGUCGCAAGCAUAGCCAGAGUACUACACGUCGACCCCCAGAAAGCAGAGCAAGAAGCUAUUGCAGUCGGCAAAAGACAGGUGGUAUCGGCGCUUGCAGUCUUCAAAGAUGGGGUGUUCCAGGACCUGCCGGCCGUCAAAGCGUUUAGGCUCAAAGUGACUGAGCUGAAGAAUCUUGCGACAAGGUUAGAGAACCAGACUCGGUAUAUGCAGGAAUGGCCCGCUUUGCACGGCUCAAACAAUGACCUUGAGAGGCUUGAGAAGGUCAAUACUGUGCUAGAGGAGUCUCGCGGUCUAGUUGACGACAUGGCUCAUGCUGCUGUUGUCAACGACGGAGAGAGGGGAUGGGGCCAUGAUGCCAGCUCCUCGACAGUGACAGCCGCUCACAAUGGCUUAGAUCUUCCCAUCCGUACGGCUCCGCCCAGGGACAAUGCAACGUCAGAUUCUACCGGUGGCUCGAACGGCAUAUAUAACCAGAUUUGUGCUGCUGGGAUCCUUACAAUCAUGUCUGCAGGAAGUCAAACGUCGCAGACUGCGAAUACUACGGACUUGACCAGCACAUGA